Messenger RNA from Porites evermanni, 10078 nucleotides. NCBI's taxonomy places the organism in Eukaryota, Metazoa, Cnidaria, Anthozoa, Scleractinia, Poritidae. The record is from the annotation of a GenBank genome assembly.
AUGGCCAGUGAGGUAGAUUCUAGACCUCAGAAGCUCAUUGACAUUAUCAAGGAGAAAGUUGAAAACAACAACCAGUUCUUCUCACUGGAAUUCUACCCACCAAAGACAUUCAAUGGUGCAACUAAUCUCAUGGGCAUCAUUGGCAGGUUGAAUGAACAUUGUACACCACUGUUCUGCAACAUAACAUGGAAACCCUCACAGGAUCCCAUGUCAGAUAAGUGUCAGCAAGAACCGAGCACUUUGUUAGUUUCUGCAGUGGCAAAAGACUUGUAUGGACAGGAUAUUAUGAUUCAUAUCCCUUCGGCAAACACAACCAAGAGUCAGGUUGUGGAGCAUCUCAUUCGUGCUAAAGAUCUUGGGAUAAGGAGUGUGCUGGCAGUUAGAGGACAAGGUAUUUGAUGUUAUAGAAUAAACCUAGUUCAAUAUUAUUUUUCCAUAAUUAACUCUCUCUUGACGGACACCUCUAUAAGAUGGACACUUCUGUAAAAUGGACACCCAGCAUUGAUCCUUGCCUUUCUUUUACUCCUUUAUUGGACUCUAUAUAACACAGACAACUCUUUUAGGUUAACAAUUAGUGUCCAUGUUAAGGCCGAUUUAGACAGUAGAAUUUUUGCUUAUGACUAUUGUGCGUAACUAGCAUACGUCAUGACUUUUGACGAUCCACAUGCGCACAAUAUUAUUGUCUCUUACGACAUUUACAAUGUGUUGUACGAAUAUCAUGUUGUCCUUUAUUGUGAAAACUGAUGACGUCACAAGCGGUAGAAAACGUGUGGACCAGCAUGGGCAGUUAUGGGCAGCUCAGGGGCGAUUGGGUCAAAAGAAAUAAAAGUGGGUUCUCAUGAAUUUUCACGGAACCAAAAAAUUGUCACAGAUGGUUUCCCAUGAUCUCUGGGCAUGGAACCGAAAAAUUGUUAUCCGUGGGACUUGAAAUCCUAGUGCUUGAGAACAAUAGACCUCAUUUAAACCUUAGUUUCAUUGUUUAACUAUUUUUAUAGAGGAGGAGGCACCUGGAUCGAGAGAUGAUGGAUUUGACUACACUGUAGACCUGGUCAAAUUGAUUAAAACUGAAUUUGGAGAUGAUUUCACUGUAGGAGUGGUAGGUAAGUUGGUAGAUCAAAGUGAAGGGUUAUUAAUUAUUCAUGAAUUAGGGUUUGGACACAGAGGAAAUUGAGAAUCAAUCUAGGUUUAAAAAUUUUAACUUAAGUAUAAUAAUAUUUUGACCUGUAACACAUAUACUUUUUGAUGUCUCUUUAGCAUGUGGAAUUAGCUUUACAUUCAAACUAGUAAAGUCAUUCAAAAAUAAUAAUAAACUGUACUUAAAAUCAAUACCAGCACCUGAAAGACCAAAUCUUACAUGUAUUUGGUAAUUUCACAAAAGUCCAUGGAUUAGCUUGUGAAGAAUGUGUAGUGUCAUAGUAGAAAACAGAAAGUCAAUGACUGGAAAAAGGAGAGACUGGAGUUAUUAUGCCAUAUAUCCUUUGGUUUCAAGCUGCAGGUAUUCAAAGACAUUUGAAAACUUUUACAUGUACAUGUAUGUUCAGACAAUGAAGGCAACCGUAUCGCUAGACUGUAUUACCAGCUGAGAAGCCUGCGGGCAAGCUCUCCAUUUAUGGUGACCAAAGUGAGCCGGGGGAGAACAUGCAAGCGAGUGGCAAAGCUUUGAGGGGCAAAGUUCCUUUCUUGCAUGACUUCUCAUGAUGUCCUGAGAUGGGAGAGCUUUGUUCGCAGUCUGCCAGCAGAGUUUAAGGCUGACCUUACAACGUAAGUGUGGUUUCAAAGACCUCUCUCGCACCAACAUAAGAAUAAAGAGACCAGUGAUAUAAAUGAGGAAAUUCUAAGUGUGCAAAACACCUAUAGAUAAGUAUCUUGGGCAGGAGGCCUUAGCCCUCCAAAACAGAAAUUGCCUGGGGCACAGUCUCCACACCCCCUCCCCCCAUAUGCUGGUGUCAAAAAUAUCAUAAGCGACAUUACCAGUGGCAUCAGCGACAUCAGAGCACACAUUGUAUGCCCUCAGAUGGCUCAAGAACUACCUAAGAAGCACCAUGAAGCUGGACCACCAGAACAACUACCUACGGUUGCGUUGUCACAGAUUGAUUGCAGACACACUUGACACUGUGAAGGUUGCAAAGAGGUUUGCUUGUGGCAAUGAACAAUGCAAAGGGCAUUUUGGAAAAUUUGAGUAGGGGUAUGGCUGAGUGAGAGAUGAGCCCUCCCCCCCUCCUCAUUUCAAAAUGCUCCACUGCCUCUGAGUUGAGAAAGGUCUUUGAAAACAUACCAGGCCAUAGAAAUGAAUUAUAGCUCUUCAACUUCUUUGUCUCCAAUUUGUUGAGUUAUUUGUUUGUAGGAUACCUAGCUUCAUCAAAUGUUGAAAGUUAUGAAGAAGACCUUAAGCAUCUGAAGGAAGAAGUUGAUGCUGGAGCAGAUCUUAUCAUUACACAAAUGUUCUUUGAAGUCAAAACGUUUUUCAAGUUUAAGGAGGAUUGCCAAAGAUUUGGGAUAAAUGUGCCAAUAAUUCCUGCCAUUUUCCCAAUUCAGGUAAAGUUUUUAUUUGCCUACUUUCACCUCACGGCCUUUGUACAGACAUCAAUGUCACCGACGUGAGACAGAUGAUUGUAGGUUAACCCUUUGAGUCCCAAUAUCUAUUUACAAAUUCUCCAUACUGAUUUCCAUUCAUUUUCCUAAAGAAUAAGUUGAGAGAAUUUGGUAAAAGAUCAAAGCAUUUUCUUGAUCAUUCUAUUAAUACUCAUGACCUUUUUACUUGAUGAUGUGUUGUUUUGUAUGGAGAAAAUUGGGUUUGGGCAAUAGACCUUGUGACAGUUUUCGACGCCUUCUUGACGAGCGGGCAAACGUGUGAGAAAUUACUGUGUAACAGUGUUUGUAUGAGAAUCUAAUGUCGAAAGCUGUCGAAUAAUUUUUGUAAAACGGCUAAAAAAUAUGAAUUGUAAACUAAAGCUUCACUCUUAAAGAUCCACUGAAAAAAUUUGACGGCGUUACAUGAGCUAGAAGACCUUGAACCACCUUUUAAGAUUUUCUAUACAUUUCCUGUGAAAAAUUGUAGGCAAAUACGUGGAAAAUCUAAAGUAAGCGUCUGGAGAAAUUUAAGCUCGGUAACAGCCCCUAAAAUUUGUUAGUAAAAUCGUUUGCUGUGUAGCUUUAGUUUACAAUUCAUAUUUUUUUUCAGAACAGCCGUUUUACCGAAAUUAUUCGACAUUAGAUUCUCUUACAGACACUGUAAUUUCUCACGCGUUUGCCUGCUUGUCAAGAUGGCGUCGAAAACCGUGACAAAGUCUAUUUUAGAAGGGAAAUGGUUAACCUUCCCAGUGACAAGGGCCCUUACCACUGUUACCAGUUACACCCAUGUUGCUUAUAGUUGUUAUCAUCAAAAGCCUUGGAAUUUACUGUAGGGUUGUUCUUUAAUUUUUGAUCUCAUGAUAACUCAAGGAUAAAAUCUUUAUUGAGUGAGUUGUUCUUUUCCGUGUAAACUAUUUUUUAGUGGGGUAAGGGUGGAGUUGGUAGGGGUUUCAACAAGCACCGACGGCCGACGAAACGCGUCGGCUACUUUUUUUGCAACUAGUUUGAAUAACGUUGUAAAUAAAAAAUGUAUCAUAAAAUCUGAAUGAAAUUCUGAAUUAUGAUGUGCUUUAAUGAAGGCUCUCUGGUUUUACGUUGUGCUUUAGUCAUAAGAACGCUAGAUUUCAGUCAAUUUUUCACACUUUUACACAGAAUUUGUUUACGAGCAAAAGUACGUAAUUUAGUUUUCAUCAUUUGUUCAUUGCCUGUAGGAAUUUUUUGUCUAACUGAACAAUCGAAAGUUGAGUGAAUCAGUGCUACGUUUUCUUGUAUAAAAAACAAACUCUUUUGUCCUCAAUUUAGUCCCGAGAACUCUGAAAUUCGCAUUUUAGGGCUUUGAAAUUUCAAAAUUUUCUGGGGAAGCACGCCCCCCAGACCCCCUCCCCCUAGAAAAAGGGGACUAACGCCCCCCUUGUUGAUACAGUCGGUUACUUUAUUCAAACCUGCUGCCUACUUCAUUUUUAAUUGAAACCCCUGAGGUGGUGAGAGCAUUUGCCUUCUACCAAUGUCGCUUGGGUUGCAAUCACCACGUUGACGACGCAUGUGGGUUGAAAUUGUUGUUGGUUCUUUCCCUCGCUUGGAGAGGUUUUUCUCUGGGUACUCUGGUUUUCCUCUCUGUUGAAAAACCGACAUUUCCAAAUUCAAUUUCGACCAGGAAUGGUAGAAGAAGGACCAUGAUGUGGAUGUGCUACCUCUAAAUUGUUAUUCAUUUAUUUUACAGAACUUCAAUUCCCUGCGCCAGUUAAAACGAUCAUCUCGCGUGGACAUUCCUCAGUGGUUACUGGACAUCCUCACCCCCAUGAAGGACGAUGAUACUGCAGUAAUAAAUUAUGGCAUCAAAUACGCCGCCGAAAUGUGCAAGCAGUUACUUGAGAGCGGUCAAAUACACGGCUUACACCUCUACACUUUAAAUCGUGAAACGUCCGUCUCGGAAAUCCUUAAAAAACUCUGCAUAUAUCACAUGACCGAUGAGCAAGAUUCGGGCUUGCGCAAAUUUCCUUGGAUGCCAGGGCCCGCUCUUGCGAGGCGUGGUCGGAUGGAACACGUGCGCCCGAUUUUUUGGACGUCAAGACCUCGCAGUUAUAUGAUCAGAACCUCGGACUGGGACGAGUAUCCGAAUGGAAGAUGGGGCGAUUCUAGUGCAGCGUCGUUUGGAGAGUUAAAGGAUUAUCACUUAGCACUGCUGGGAACACAUAAAAGUCAAGAAGAACUGUUGAACAUGUGGGGCCGAGAAUUGAACUCUGUGGAAGAUGUGUGUGAAAUUUUUGUUUGUUAUCUGACCGGAAAGAAGAAUAGACAUGGAUUUCAGGUUAGCACAUUCCUUUGCUGACUUGUCAAAUUCGUAUCCCGUUGAUCUUAAGGUCCAAUCUGACAAUAGAGAGAUAAAGUACCGCAUAGACCGGGAACUUCUGUAGUUAGCUGGUGAUUUAUCACUUACAAGCUUAUCACUUGUGCUCUUUCUGUGCGCGAACCUCUUGAUCUCAAUAUCAAAAAUACUGGAAGGCCUAUACUAACGAUCGGUAUUCCCACCCGUUCCCUGGGGAGUCCCCCCGGGGGUUUAUGGCGAAUAAGUGUCUUAAACGAGUCUGAAUCUCGAAGAAAUUUCGUUUGUUUCCAGGUGACAGAACUUCCUUGGAAUCAGGACGAGCUGGCACCCGAGACACUGCCCUUUGUCGACAAGCUUGCUCAUAUCAACAAACAUGGCAUCCUUACAAUUAAUAGUCAGCCCAACGUAAAUGCAGCACCUUCAACAGAUCCUGUGGCAGGGUGGGGACGGCCUGGAGGGUACGUCUUUCAAAAGGUGAACAUGCAUGACUCUUUUUCGUACUAAAUACUUUUUAAAGGGCUCUGUAUCUCAGACUUAUUAUCUGGUUUGUUCGACCUAAGUAGGCUGUUUGAAUAAGUCGCCGUUCCAACUUUAGAAUUAUAACAUCAACUUGGUUCGUCAUUUGUUUGUUGCCAGGAGUUGUAACCCAGCCUAAACAGAACUCGACACAUUGAUAGUGUUUUCAAGUACCUGCUGCUAAGCAGUAUUUUCUCUCAAUACUGUGCACUAUGCUGUAUUAUGUGGUUUUAACUUUCAAGUCUCUGAUUGAAAUCUUAAAAAUGUGACCAUUCGUGUGAAAGCGACGGAGCAGUACUUUCUUGUGGAGCUGUUUAUCAUGCUAUAUUUUAUAAGACGUGGCUUUAAAUUUUGGAGUCUGUGGAUGAAAUUUUGUGGCGUGACCAUUUAAGUAAAAGUUACUGGUGUUAAUCAUGAUGUAGAAAUCUUAAACAUUUGAGGGGUGAAAGUUGUAUGCUGUGGUUGACCUUAAUUUACUCGACGAAUUUAUGGAUGAAAUGUUAAGAAAUUUUAUGAUUACUCUUUUAGGCAUAUUUAGAGUUUUUCACCAGUGAGGAGAUUGUGAUGUGUCUUUACGAAGUACUACAGGAUUUCCCACUGGUUAAUUAUCACAUGGUGAAUUUCUCGGUAAGGCUUAGAUUUUAUAAACCUCGACAGUUUCACACCCAGAGUCUUCAAGCAUCUUGCUCCGCGGUCGCCCCGCGGGUGAUCACCAGGGCGAGGAACCUAGGGACGCUGGGUUCAAGACUGAAAUUUUGCCCGAUGUGAACGUCCACACUCAGUAUUCCGUUUUAAACGAAAACUCUUCAGAAAAUAAUGUAGAUAAACGCAGUACCGAUAAGUUAGUUAUGAGGAAGAACUAGACUAAACCCACAUGGAAGUUAAAGUGGUAUACUAAUACCAAGUGACAACCAUUCCCAUGGCUGAAUUUUGUUACAUUUGUGAUAAAUUUGAUUUCAGAUGUAGUGGUGGUGGUGGGAGUGGCGGGCGGGGAGGGGGGAGUGUAAAAAAGGGUUGGGCUUCCAAUGUGGAGGUCAUGAAGUGCCCCCCAAAACGCAACGCAGUUGAUUUUACUACUUGACACGCGUAUAACAACCAUUAUACUACUACAUGAGAUAUUUCUGCAAUUUGAUUGGCUUAGAGCGGUGGUAUUUCAGCUUAAUUUGAAAUACCUACAUGUGAAAAUUACAACCUUUUGUGGGUAGUAGUAUAAACAAAUAAUAGCAUGAUUUGUACGUGACAUUUGGCAUAAAUACCACUUGUGAUAUUUCAAAAUUGUCUCAAAUUUCACUCGCCUAACGGCUCGUGAAAUUACGUAUAACAAUUUUGAAAUAUCACUCGUAGUAUUUAUGACAAAUAUCACUACAAAUCAUGCUAUUACCUAUACAAAUUAAACCUCGCAUCAACUGCUGCGGAUAUUUUCGCUUUUUAUUCCAGGGAAAAGAAGAUGCAACGAACGCGAACGUAUACUCCUCAAUAGCUGUGACGUGGGGUGUUUUUCCUGGAUCAGAGAUCAUUCAACCCACUGUAGUUGAUCCUAUCGCUUAUCAGUUUUGGAAGGUAAGACAAUAAAACCUUACGUUCAGAGGGCAAACUAACAAAAUAUCAUGUUAUACCAUGUUAUAAUGCUGCUCCUAGGCUCGAUUUCCGCCGUCCCCCGAGUCCAGUCUUUAGACCUCAUCUUCUUUCGCGGGAAUGAGUGCGGGUUCAUUGAAUAGAAACUGGUAUAAAUCGCGUCGAUCGACCCUAUUCUGGCCCCAGUUGUUUGAAAACACAGUCCACUACGACAAAGGGAACUUAACCAACGACGACGGCGACGGCAACGAGAACAUCAAAAACUCAAUAUGUUUAGAAUGGCAAAACAGCAAAACAACAACUUUGCACGUGCAUCUAGCCUGCGAGCAAGCUCUCCUAUUUGGGCGAGCGAGCCUCGCGAGAACGCGCGAGCGAGGGGCCCCUGUCCCUCGCGGCUUCGCCGCUCUCUCGCGAGUUCUCGCGAGACUAGCUUCGCUCGCCCAAAUAGGAAAGCUUGCUCGCAGGCUAACGUGCAUCCCCCUUUUUGUACAUUGCUUUGCCGUCGUUGCACGACUUCGACGUGAAACUUUCUAAUUUUACGUUUGAUAGGACGUAGACACAAGACAACGAUUUUGUUUUUCUUUUUGUGAAGUUAGAUACAUUCCUUUAGAAUUCGACUCCUGAAAAAAUGGCCAACAUUUGAAAAAUUAAAAUGGCUGGAAAAAGAGCGAUGAAGUUUGAAGCAACGCGAAUUUACUUUUUGGGUGACGUUUUCGUUGCCGUGGCCGUCGUCGUUGUUUAAGAGCAAGCUCUCCUAUUUGGGCGAGCGAAGCGAGUCUCGCGAGAACGCGCGAGCGAGCGGCGAAGCCGCGAGGGGUGGAGGAAAGAAGCCCCUUGCUCGCGCGUUCUCGCGAGGCUCGCCCAAAUAGGAGAGCUUGCUCGCAGGCUAGCUGCCCUAUGACACCUCAGCAUCUUACGCUAAGGGCCUGUUUACAUGGGGGUGGGUGACCCCAGGUAGGUGAGGUAACCCGCUUAAGGGGGGUAACCCUCCUGUCGCUAUAAUCUCUCAUUUUAAUUUGAUCACGUUUACAUGAUAGGUGGGGUGACCCGCCGAGGCGGGAGCCCGGACUGCCAGACCGGGUAACCCUCUCAGCCGGGGUCAAAUUUUGGCAUAUAAACGUUUCAAGAAAGGGUAACCCGCCUAGCCGGGGUCGGAUUCGUGAUACAUCAAAUUUGCGCGAAAUUCACUUUGGCGGUGGCUUUGCAUCAUUACUAAAGGUAACAAUAGAAAGCCACAGCACUGAAGGUUGCAGCAACAGCAGCAAGUGAGCGUAGAAGAGCAUUAACCACCAAAACCCUUGGUUUGCCAGCAUUUUUCUUGUUUACGUGCUUAGCGACCAUUCAAUAAUCUUGAGAAAGUGCACCCCUGGAUGGCGGGGUUGUAAGAUUGCAUGUAAAGGAGGGUUAUUUUUUUACCCCACCUGAGCGGGUUACCUCACCUACCUGGAGUCCCCCACCUCCAUGUAAACAGACCCUAAUUCACCCGGGCUCACAUCAACACCUUUCACCACACAACGUGUGAGAGGUUGCCUUGGUCUGCCAACUUUGUUCCCAGGAUGGACAGAGAGUAGGGAGGCCCUAGGAACAAGUUGAAAGUCUACGUCCCCCUGUCUGACCACACAGAGUUCCCAGCAGGUUUAUGACUUGUAUUUGUUUUUCAUUAGGACGAGGCGUUCGCUCUUUGGAAGCAUCAGUGGGGAAGUAUUUACCCUGAGAAAUCCAAGUCACGUGAGGUUAUCGACACAAUACACAGUACUUAUUAUCUGGUGAAUCUUGUUGACAAUGAUUACGUGGCCGGAAAUCAACUCUUUGACAUUCUAGACAUAGUCUUGAAAAAAUUGGGAAAAAUAUAACGUGACGUAGGUGUAUUAAGCCCCGUCAAAUGGUGUGUGAUAGUUUCAGGUGGCGCUCCCUUCCUCAGUCUGAGCACGACCUUACGUAAGGUAUUUCCUUUCAUGAACUAUCCACGCUAUUUCGAUUUUCUUUGAAAAAUUUUGUUGAGGUGAUACUAGAUGAUGGCAUUCCUGUAUACAUAAGGAACAGUAAAUUUUAGGCUACUACUUGUCUGAAUUUGGUGAGAUUGAAAAAUCGUUUGCACUUUGAAUGGAUAAAGUUCAUGUGACGACAUUUAUGUCGAGUUUAAAAGAGAGCUUGGCUGACACUGCUUGUAGCGUAUGUAAGAAUGAAGAAAUGAAUCUGAUAUUGACAACGAAAUGGCUAUAAGUUUUUAAAUCUCCACAAGGGGUAGUGGACAAAAGGAAUAAAAUUAAUGUUUAAAAAAGUGAUUGAAACACGUAAUCGUGUAGAAUGGUCAGCAAGCAAGUAUUGCGGGGAGAAAUUUCUUUCCAAACGACUGGAUUGUCGUGUGGAAAUCUAACAACAAUAUCAAGCUCAAUCAUUUUCCUAUUGAGGUCGAAUUUGCUGUUAAUCAAAGCAGUAGGUGAAAGUUCUGGUGGUAUUUAAUAAAGAGAUAAUUUACUCAAGCAUUCAUGUGCUGUAUUCCCCUGGGUGCCAGAGACUUUUCAUGCGCUUCCGGUUUCGGUCAGGGUAUGUGCUGUAAUAAGAGGGCAGAUUUUUGACGCUUGUGACGUCACGACCUUGUCAGGUGAGUAGCACCUUCCUUACGAGGGUCUCUCAAAUCUUUGUUCAGGCUAAGAAGCCUGGUAAUGAGUUUGUUCGAGAACCCUUGCUCAAAUAACCUAUGGGACAAAUUUAUUUGCUCGUGUAGACGACGCAACAAAUUUAAAAAGUCAAAGCACGACAGAGGUGACUCUGGAGACAUCCAUGACAACAAAGCCAGGGCGCUAAGUCGUGAGUAGUGGGAGCCUGGAAACCCACGGUUAUCAUGAAAAGUAUUUGCCACGGUAAACCUGUUACGAAGGUUUUUCGGCGACUAUAAUUGGCACAUACAGUUUGUGCAACAUUUCUUGUAAACGCGAGGAAGUGAAAAUUGUCUUAUCACAUUUUAAUCGUUUGAAUGGGGCUUUACAAUAGAGUUUUAAUUGGACAAUGUCACUUCGUGGUGCUCUAAAUAGUGAUGUUUUUCAUAUAGAUAUACAGGGAAAUGUUUCUAAGAUUAUUGAACAAACC